Messenger RNA from Heterobasidion irregulare TC 32-1, 4293 nucleotides. Its product is annotated as ABC transporter. Gene Ontology annotation, cellular component: membrane. The record is from RefSeq and is a predicted model, not a curated record. The transcript has 24 exons. NCBI's taxonomy places the organism in Eukaryota, Fungi, Basidiomycota, Agaricomycetes, Russulales, Bondarzewiaceae. Gene Ontology annotation, biological process: transmembrane transport. Gene Ontology annotation, molecular function: ABC-type transporter activity; ATP hydrolysis activity; ATP binding. The coding region runs from base 60 to 4007 and encodes 1315 amino acids.
UUCUUGUACUUCACUACAGGCCAUCCCAGCCAGGACGCGCUCCUUUGCCCACCUCCACCAUGUCCACAGAGGAGGGUUUCAGCGAGAAGGCGGCGCCGGAGUUGGCCCCAGCCCGCACUCCCCCGAAGCGUGGAUUUUUCUCUCAUAGAAGGACAAAUCAAGAUGUCAUCGACGAGGACAGAUCGGAGAAGACGGAGACUGCAGCGCCCCCUGCUGCCGCCGGAGUAGAGAAAUUGACUCCAGUCUCGUUUCUUGAGAUGUUCCGAUUUUCUACAAGAUUCGAAAUAUUUCUUGAUGUUGUGGGGCUGGUCGCUGCCGCCGCGGCUGGAGCAGCUCAGCCACUCAUGAGUUUGAUGUUCGGUAAUCUUACUCAAGACUUCGUCUCAUUCGGUCAAGCAGUCGCGAGCGGCGAUUCAGCAUCCAUCCCUGCUGCAGCCGCCGGUUUCCGCAACAAUGCGUCCAAAGACGCCUCGUAUUUGGUCUAUAUCGGUGUCGGCCUGUUCGUUUGCACGUACGUGUACAUGUUUGUCUGGGUCUACACGGGCGAGGUCAACGCAAGACGUGUCCGUGAGAAAUAUCUGCAGUCGAUCUUGCGUCAGGAUAUCGCGUUCUUUGACAAGACUGGUGCAGGGGAGGUGGCUACCCGCAUUCAGACAGAUACCCAUUUGGUCCAACAAGGCAUUUCAGAGAAGGUGGCUCUAGUUGUGAACUUCUUAGCCGCUUUCGUCACUGGUUUUGUUUUGGCUUACAUCCGAAAUUGGCGCCUGGCCCUCGCGAUGACGUCGGUUUUGCCCUGCAUUGCGAUCACGGGGACCGUCAUGAACAAAUUUGUCUCCAAGUAUAUGCAGCUUUCUCUCGAGCAUGUCGCUGAAGGCGGAUCGCUCGCGGAAGAGGUGUUUUCUACGGUCCGUACUGCUCAGGCGUUUGGCACGCAGAAGAUUCUAGCGUCUCUGUAUGAUGUGCCUAUUCAAAAGGCCUUCGAUGUUGAUGCCAAAGCAGCUGUCUGGCACGGAGGAGGGCUUGCCUGCUUUUUCUUUGUGAUAUAUUCGUCUUAUGCACUUGCCUUUUCCUUUGGUACCACACUCAUCAAUGAGGGUCAUGCCAAUCCUGGACAAGUCAUUAACGUGUUGAUGGCCAUCCUCAUCGGCUCGUUCUCCUUGGCCCUCAUGGCUCCUGAAAUGCAAGCGAUCACACACGGACGCGGAGCAGCCGCUAAGCUCUAUCACACGAUCGACCGUAUACCCGAUAUCGAUUCGUCGAGCCCAGAAGGCAUGAAACCUGAAAAGGUGUUGGGUGAAAUCACUCUCGAGAAUGUCAAGUUCAACUACCCUUCGCGCCCAGACGUGCCCAUCGUCAAAGACCUCUCGAUUUCUUUCCCGGCUGGUAAGACUGCUGCGCUUGUCGGCGCGUCCGGCUCUGGAAAGUCCACGGUCAUCUCGCUCGUCGAGCGGUUCUAUGACCCGCUAUCAGGCGUCGUGAGACUCGAUGGCGUCAACCUCAAGGACCUCAACGUCAAGUGGUUGCGCUCGCAAAUCGGUCUUGUUUCUCAGGAACCGACGCUAUUUGCGACGACGAUCAAGGGGAAUGUCGCGCAUGGGCUGAUCAACACGCCGUACGAACACGCAUCCGAAGAGGAAAAAUUCAAGUUGAUCAAGGAAGCAUGCGUCAAGGCCAACGCUGACGGGUUCAUUUCGAAGCUGCCGUUGGGUUAUGAUACCAUGGUCGGCGAGCGCGGUUUCUUGCUCUCCGGUGGUCAGAAGCAACGGAUUGCGAUUGCUAGAGCUAUCGUUUCAGACCCAAAGGUCUUGCUGUUGGAUGAAGCCACUUCGGCGCUGGACACGCAGUCGGAGGGUGUCGUCCAGAACGCGCUCGACAAAGCUGCUGCUGGACGCACAACCAUCACCAUCGCACAUCGUCUGUCCACCAUCAAGGACGCCGACUGUAUCUAUGUCGUGGGUGACGGACUCAUCCUCGAGAAGGGCAAGCACAACGAACUGCUCAAAGACGAGAAUGGAGCCUACGCGCGCCUAGUUGCUGCGCAGAAGUUGCGGGACACGCGGGACUUGGAGCCCAAGGAAAUUGAAGACGACAUUACCGAAGGUGACGCGGAGGAAGAUAUCGAGAAGGCCGCGGAAGAAGAGAUUCCACUAGGCCGCCGGAAUACGCAACAAUCCCUUGCCAGUGCGAUUCUGCAUGAGCGCCAGCAGCAGAAGGCUGCCUUGGGAGAGAAGUCUUACUCAGUCUCACAUUUGUUCAUGCGCAUGGCCAGAAUCAACAAGGACGAGUGGAUGAAAUACGUGUAUGGUUGUAUCUUUGCUGCUAUGACUGGCGCUGUUUUCCCCGCGUUCGGCAUUGUCUGGUCCAAGACAAUCAACGGCUUUUCGCUCCCAGAUGCCCAGGAACGCCGGCACGCUGGUGAUCGCAAUGCUCUUUGGCUAUUCAUCAUCGCCAUCAUUUCUAUGUUUACGAUCGGCUUCCAGAACUACUUCUUUGCUGCUUCCGCCGCUUCGCUCACUCAAAAGCUGCGCUCGCUUAGUUUCCGUGCAGUUCUCAGGCAAGACAUCGAGUAUUUUGAUAAAGAAGAGAACAGUACUGGUUCGUUGGUUUCUAAUCUUAGUGACGCACCACAAAAGAUCAAUGGGUUGGCUGGCAUCACUUUGGGAGCAAUUGUGCAGAGCUUAUCAACCCUGGUCCUCGGCGUCAUUCUAGGUCUUAUCUUCAUUUGGAAGGUUGGCCUUGUUGGCCUUGCCUGUGUUCCUCUCGUAGUAUCGACUGGUUAUAUUCGCCUGCGUGUUGUGGUUUUGAAGGACCAAUCGAACAAGAAAGCACACGAGGAUUCAGCCCAAUUAGCUUGCGAAGCCGCAGCUUCCAUUCGUACAGUUGCAUCGUUGACGCGAGAAGAAGACUGCUUACGCCUGUACAGCGAGUCUCUAGAAGAGCCGAUGCAGAAAUCUAACAGGACGGCGGUUUGGUCGAACGGCCUGUACUCACUGUCACAGUCAUUCUCGUUCUUCGUCAUUGCCCUUGUAUUCUGGUACGGCUCGCGUCUCGUCUCGUUCCAAGAGUUUACUACCGUCGACUUCUUCAUUGGUCUCAUGAGUACUGUCUUUGGCGCCAUCCAAGCAGGCAAUGUAUUCUCGUUCGUGCCCGAUAUCUCGUCAGCAAGGGGUGCUGCAGCCGAUAUCAUCCAUUUGUUGGACUCCACACCUGAAGUUGAUGCCGAGUCGACCGAGGGGAAAAUACCCCAGAAUGUUCAAGGCCAUAUCGAGCUCGAGAAUGUCCACUUCCGUUACCCGACAAGGCCGGGGGUGCGCGUGCUUCGUGGUCUGAACAUCACUGUCAAGCCUGGCACGUACGUCGCGCUUGUCGGCGCUAGUGGCUGCGGCAAAAGUACGGUCAUUCAACUCUUGGAACGCUUCUAUGACCCUCUGGCUGGCAACGUACUUCUCGAUGGUCAGAACAUCUCCGAGAUGAAUGUUCAAGAAUACCGCAAGAACAUCGCCUUGGUCUCCCAAGAGCCUACUCUUUAUGCUGGCACAGUCAAAUUCAAUAUUUUACUUGGGGCGACCAAGCCAACCGGGGAAGUCACUCAGAAGGAACUGGAAGACGCAUGCCGCAAUGCGAACAUUUUGGAGUUCAUCGAGAGUUUGCCAGAUGGCUUUGAGACCGAAGUUGGUGGGAAGGGUUCGCAGUUGUCAGGAGGACAGAAGCAACGCAUUGCCAUUGCUCGUGCACUCCUUCGUAAUCCCAAAGUUCUCCUGUUGGACGAGGCGACUUCGGCUCUGGAUUCUAACUCUGAGAAAAUCGUCCAAGCUGCCCUUGAUUCCGCAGCGAAGGGUCGGACAACGAUUGCCAUCGCACAUCGAUUGUCGACGAUCCAAAACGCGGACUGCAUAUAUUUCAUCAAAGAAGGAUGCGUGAGCGAAGCAGGCACACACGACGAGCUACUUGCGCUGCGCGGUGGAUAUUACGAAUACGUCCAGCUUCAAGCGUUGAGCAAGCAGUGAUCGGACAUGAGAUGACCGCGACGAAACAGUCAUUAUAGCUAGAUUGCACCAUAGUUGUGAUCCUCAUGAUGGUUCUUCACGCCUCUCUACUUUGCUCUUACUUUUUUCCAUCUGCAACGCGCAUCUAUAUCAGAACUUCAUUUCAACCGUUCAACCGUUUUCUUUUUUCUUCGCGGACUGAUACAUCCAUUAAUUUGCAUAGGCGCAUAAUAUUUUUCGUAGACUGGCUCAUGGGUAGGUAUAGGAUUUGGGAUACGGUGUCAAAUGUGAUGGAUUUCCUAACAGA